Molecule: messenger RNA, 6465 nt
Organism: Schistosoma bovis
Lineage: Eukaryota; Metazoa; Platyhelminthes; Trematoda; Strigeidida; Schistosomatidae
Source: the annotation of a GenBank genome assembly
AUGACCAAAAGUAGGGAUAGUACGAAUCUGGGAGAAGACGAUACAUCUGUCAUAACUAAGAAAUCAGAUAUAGGUCAGCAUUUUUUACGUGCUGCACGUGCUGGAAAUAUUCAAAAGGUUUUGAUACUCAUCAAUGAGCACAACGCAGAUGUACAUGCCUGUAAUGCAAAUGGGUUGAAUGCGCUUCAUUUAGCUUCAAAAGAAGGUCAUGCAGAAGUUGUACGUGAAUUAAUUGAACGUGGCGCAAAACCGAAUACUGCUACAAAAAAAGGGAAUACAGCUUUACAUAUUGCAAGUUUAGCUGGUCAAUUCGAAGUGGUUAAAUUAUUACUAGAGGCUGGAGCUGAAGUGAAUAUUCAAGCUCAGAAUGGUUUCACUCCAUUGUAUAUGGCUGCUCAAGAAAAUCAUUUGGAAGUUGUACGUCUACUAUUAGCCAAUGGUGCCAAUCCUGGUUUAACUACAGAUGAUGGUUUUACACCACUUGCUGUAGCUUUACAACAAGGUCAUGAUCGUGUAGUUGCUUUAUUAUUAGAAAGUGAUUCUCGUGGUAAAAUCUGUUUACCAGCUUUACAUAUUGCAUCUAAAAAGGAUGAUAUUAAAGCUGCCAAUUUGUUAUUAAAUAGUGAUGUCAAUGUAGAUCAUCAAUCAGCUAGUGGAUUCACUCCACUUCACAUCGCUGCACAUUAUGGUAAUGUGAAUAUGACUGAAUUAUUGAUAUCACGUGGUGCUAAUAUUAAUUUUCAAGCUAAAAACAAUAUAACUCCAUUGCAUGUAGCAUCUAAAUGGGGUAAUCAAGGUGUAGCUGAACGUUUAAUUACAGCUGGUGCGGAACUUGACUGUCGUACACGUGAUGGAUUGACACCAUUACACUGUGCUGCUAGAUCUGGACAUGAUACAGUUGUUCAAUUAUUAUUAAGUGCUGGAGCACAUAUCUCUGCUAAAACAAGGAGUGGUUUAAAUUCAUUACAUAUGGCAGCUCAAGGUGAUCAUGUAGAUACUGCACGUUUACUUUUACAACAUGGAGCACAAUCUGACGAUCCAACAAUUGACUAUUUAACCGCAUUACAUGUUGCUGCACAUUGUGGUAAUGUACGUGUAGCAAAAUUAUUACUUGAGCGUGGAUGUGAUGUCAAUGCAAGAGCAUUGAAUGGAUUUACACCUUUACAUAUUGCAUGUCAAAAAAAUCGAAUUAAAAUUGUUGAACUGUUAUUGAAAUAUAACUGUUUGAUUCAAGCUACAACAGAGUCUGGUUUAACACCAUUACACGUUGCAUGUUUCAUGGGGCAUCUAAAUAUUGUCGUUUUAUUAUUACAACAUGGUGCUAAUGCAAAUGCACCAACUGUACGUUGUGAAACUAGUUUGCACUUGGCAACACGUGCUGGACAAACUGAUGUAGCUCGUCUACUCUUACGUAAUGGUGCUCAAGUGGAUGUGAAAGCUAGAGGCAAUCAGACACCACUUCAUAUAGCAUCACGUAUUGGUAAUUUAGAAUUAGUCACUUUACUAUUGGAAUAUGCUGCUAAUGUACAGUGUUCAACCAAAGAUACUUAUACAGCAUUACAUUUAGCUGCAAAAGGUAAUCAUAAAGAGAUAUGUGAAUUAUUAUUAAAAAAUGGAGCAGAAUUAGAAAUAACAACAAAGUCUGGUUUCACUCCAUUACACUUAGCUGUGAAACAUUCGCAUUUAGAAACAGCUAAAUUUUUACUUUUAUCCGGUGCUGAUAUGAAUGCAGUUGGACGUAAUGGUUUAACACCAUUACAUUUGGCUACACAUUACGGAUGUUUACCUAUGGUUGAAUUAUUACUUGAACAUAAAGCAUCUCCAGUUUCACAAGCUAAAAAUGGUUUUAUUCCAUUGCAUAUUGCCGCAGAAAAACAUUUAGUGGAUAUUGGCAAAUUAUUAAUUGAAGCUACUGUUGACAGUAAUAAUAAGAAUAAGAAAAAUACUAAUGAUAAUGGCGGUUGUGGUGUCGAUGGUGGUUGUUGUAGUAUACAAUCACGUAAUGGUUUCACUCCGUUACAUUUAGCUUGUCAAGAUGGAAAUGAGAAAAUGACUAAAUUACUAAUUGAUUCUGGAUCUAAAGUAAAUGCUUUAGCGAAAAAUGGCCUUACAGCAAUGCAUUUAGCAGCACAAGAGGAUAGUGUUAAAGCUGCGGAAUUAUUAUUUAACGCUGGCUCUGAGUUAGAUUUGAAAACAAAAGCAGGAUAUACUCCUUUACAUACAGCUUGCCAUUUUGGUCAAGUGAAUAUGGUUCGAUUUUUACUUGGCAGAGGUGCUGAUGUAAAUGCUAUAACAUGUAUGGGAUCAAAUGCUUUACAUUUAGCUGCACAACAAGGUCAUUCGACAGUUAUUUACAUUUUAUUAGAAAGUGGCGCUAAUCCAAAUAUGCGUAACAAGUAUGGUUGGACACCAGCUCAUGUUGCUCGUCAUCAACAUUAUUUAAAUAUAUUUGAAGCAUUACGUCAGGUAACUACAUGUGUAGAAUCAUGGGAGCAUGAAAAUACUGAUGAAUUGCCAAUGAAUGCAGAAUUGGCAUCAUCUAUAUCAUCUGGUCCAGAGUAUCAUAAUUCAUCUUUGAGUAGACAACAGCAUAUCUCUGCUAAUCGACUUGGCCUUGAACAUCCAGACAUGAUGAGAGAUAAUCCAAUUACAGAUACUGAAGAAGAAUGUAUUGAACCGGAUUUCACAAUUAUGCCAUCAUCACCAUUAUUUUCACGUGCACAAAGUAGACAGAGUCUUAGUCAACAAAUACACAUACAACCACAACAACAACAAUAUGUUCAACAUCAUCCACAAUCUCAUCACAAAUCAGAUAACAAACAUUCUGAUGAACAACAACAUUAUGGUCAUCGUAGUGGUGGUGUGAAUCACGUUAAAAUAGCUCCAGAUAAAUUAUCAAAUGUAUCAGGUGAAGAUAGUAUACAUGAAGGCACAACAGCCGAAAAUGCUCACGCACUGAAUUGGCGUGAUGGACAUUUAAAUUAUGGUACCAGGGAAGUUGGAUUGUCUGAAACUCGAAUAAGUCGAGAUUAUGCUGAACUCGGUAUGGCAGGUGCUCCAAGUUUAACAGGGUUUUCCGGACUAGUCGAAUGGGAUUUCACCCCAGACAAUGUACCGAUUCCUCGAAGACCUAUAGCUUCAGGCUUUCUUGUAUCAUUUUUGGUGGAUGCACGUGGUGGAUCGAUGCGUGGUAGUCGUCAUCCAGGUCUACGAAUUUUAGUCCCACCAAGUGCAGCAAGUGCACCAACACGUAUUACCUGCCGUAUGUUACGACCUGAACGUACAGCUCGACCACCUCAAUUGAAUGAUUGUGAAGGCUUAGCUUGUCGUAUCAUUGAGUUAGGACCGCAUCCAUGUCGUUUCAAUUCACCAGUGGUGUUAGAAAUUCCACAUUUUGCUUCAUUACGUGGUCGUCAACGUGAACUCGUUGUAUUACGUAGUGAUAAUGCUGAAAUAUGGCGUGAACAUUCACUAGAAGCUACAGAUCAAGCAGUUCAGUCAGCUGUAGGUCAAAGUUUCGAUACGUUAGAGACGCUGGAAGAACUUCGUGCGAAACGUAUUAUUCGUAUAUUGACUAAUGAUUUUCCACAAUAUAUGGCAGUUGUUAGUAGAAUACGCCAAGAAUCAUCUUUAGUUGGUUCAGAUGGUGGUGUUCUUAGUUCGACAGUUGUUCCACAAGUUCAAGCUGUAUUCCCAGAAGGUGCACUACAGAAAAGAAUUCGUGUCGGUUUACAAGCUCAGCCAAUCGCUCCAGAGUUAGUUACACGAUUAUUUGGUAAUCGUGUUACAGUCUCGCCAAUUGUCACAUUAGAACCACGUCGUCGUAAAUUUCAUAAACCAAUCACCUUAACUAUACCAUUACCGAAAGCUGUUGUUCGUGGUAUGCUGAAUCCAUCGGUGAAUGAUUUAAAAUCACAAAAUGUACCGAGUUUACGAUUGUUGUGCAGUAUUACCGGUGGUACAGCGCCAGCACAAUGGGAAGAUAUUACUGGAUCUACACCAUUGUCUAAAGUGAAAGAUUGUAUCUCCUUCACGACAACAGUUUCAGCGAGAUUUUGGCUAAUGGAUUGUUCAGCUGUACAUGAAGCUGCAGAAUUUGCAAGUAUGCUGUAUGCCGAAGCCACAUUAGUUCCAUAUAUGGGUAAAUUUGUUGUAUUUACCAAACGUUUGGAUAUGGAUGAAGCAUUAGUUCGAUGUUUCUGUGUCACAGAUGAUAAAGUAGACAAGACAUUGGAGUGUCAAGAAGGUUUUGAAUUGUGUGCUGCUUCACCAGAAGUUGAAAUAAUUGAAAGUCGACCAGUUUGGCUGGAAACAGCUGGUAAUUUAUUACCUGUAGCAAAAUUAAGUGAACAAUUACGUUUACAUUUCAAUGCAUUCCAUGAGAAUAGACUUGCAUUUCCAGUACGUGUAAAAGAUCUUCAACAAGAAGCUAUUAGUAAAUUAGCAUUUAUGCGUGAACCACGACAACCAAUUCGAGAUGGAGAUGGUGAUUCACAAUAUAUCUAUCAUGAAAUAACUCCUGUUCAAAAACCAUUAUGUACAUUAGAAAUUCGACUUAGUUCAGAUAAUGGUGUUAAUGGUCAACAUGGUCUUGAUCUUUCAUUGAUUGGUUUAGAAAAUCAUCCAGAAUUUUUAGAUCAAUUAAAUGAAACUAGUGCAGCUGAAUUAACAAUGGGUUCAUUAAGUUGUGUAUUCCCAUAUCCUAAACGUGUUAUUAAUGAUGAACAAAUUCUUAAUGGACAAAAUAAUGAAAUUAAUAAACCUAUUGGUGGUAAUUUGGCAUCAACUUAUACAUCAGAUGUAAUUGCUCGUAGUCAAAUUGAUUUACUGCAAGUUGCUAGUGAAAUUGGCUCAGAUUGGCCUAAACUAAUCGAAUUCCUCUUACCUCAAUCUCAUUUAAAUAGUUCAUGUACUGUGAAUCAAUUAGUUAAUUGGAUUAAUGAAAAUGAGCCAAAAUGGCAAAUUAAAAGAAAUCAGUUAGCUAUGGAAAUGGGUAAAAUAACAGGAGAAAAUGACGGAGGUGAUGUAGUUGGCAGUUUUGGUGGUCCAAUUAGUGUAAAUGAAUUACGUACAAUACAAGAUCAAGCAUUAGCGGUACUAUUGGCAUGGCGUGAAGAAAAUGGAGAUUCAGCCACAGGUAAUGAAUUAGAUUAUGCACUUCGUCAAAUUGGCCGUGAAGAUGUCAUUAAAUCAUGUAUGCGUGAUAUUCGUUAUGUACUUGAUGCUGAUGAACAUGCAAAGGCUACGCGUCAAAUAGAUGAAGGUAAACGUUCAGAUCCUGUGAAUCCUAAUUUGUCAGAUCCUUUCUCAACUUCUCUAGCAGCAACAUCAACUUUAAUGUCUGGCAUGAAUGACAUAACAGCUAAUGAUGCUGGUGAUCAGUCUAUGAUUGGCUUUGAUAGAAUAGAUGUAUUAAAACAUCCAGAUGUAAGGAUUACUCCGAUGCCAGAUGAAUCAGAGCUGAUUCCUCAAACUCAUCUUGGCCUAGAUAGUCAAAGUCCAAGAAAAUCCGAUGUCAUUAUUCAUGGUAGUGGUGAUGAAGAAGAAGAGGGACGACCUUCUCCUGUUUCACAACAAGGUCAGACUGAAGUAGAAGAAGACAAUGAAGAGUUUUGGCAACAACAACAACAUCAAGCAGGAAUUGAACCAGCUUGUUCAACUAGUCAACAAGGUGGUGAUCCAAUGGUUGUACAGAAACAUGAUGAAAUAAUUGUACAAGAAGAAGCAGAUAUAAUUCGCGACAGUGAAUCAAUGAGCAGUUCUGAAUUGAUUGCAUCUACUUUACAAGGUUCUCAACAAGAGAUCUAUGAUACAGAUGCAAAAAUUGCAGGCACAUUAAAGUUAGAAGGUGAAGUUGAAGAAGAUGCACUUCAGAGUCAACGACAGCUGGAAAAUAUUGCAGGUCAUCAUAGAGAAGCGGACUUAUUAUCACCUACACAAAUUCAUCAAGAAGAACAUAGUAUUACUAGUUUAUCAGAGGAUAAUAACGGUGAUGCUGGUUUAAAACAGUUAACAAGUGCCAAUAAUACCAACACUAAUGAUAUAACAACUUCAACUAGAUCACAACCUACUAGUGAACAUCGUUGGGAUCAAGAAGAUGAUCUAUCAGAUAUUGUUUUACAAAACGAAACUGAUAAAAUGAGUGAAACCGAUAUUCAGUCGUCACAUGAAGUGACGAAUAAUGAAACACCAGAUGUAGAUAUAAGACAUGCUCAUCAUGUUGGCUAUACAUCAGAUCAACCGAUAGAUAAUAAUAAUAGUAGUAUAAUGCGAAAUCUUGAAGCAUAUAAUGAACAAGAUGUUAUUGGUGAUAAUGAAUUGGAUGUUAUGGAAUCAUCAAGACAACGACAAGAUAAUUCUAAUGAACAUCAACAACAACAACCUUCAAUCGUUGCUUCAUCAAAUGCACAUCAUGGUCUUGCAUCUAUUCCACAUAAUGAAGAUGGUGGCAAUGCUGUUGAAUAG